AUCACUGUGCCGCCGCAAGAAAUUGCCGCUGAUCGUUCAUUCAUCCAUGCAUCCAUUCAUUCAAAAGCUCUGCCACGCUUUUCCUGGAAGAUUUUGAUGUAGCCGUGGACCCUGACAUCAGCAUGUGAUGACGACUGAGAAAAUAUUUACACACGUUCCGGUUUAGCACGUCCUGUAAAACCCAGCCUAACAGGAGCUCCCGGCGCCCCAGCGAGGUAUCUUACAGAAGCCGCAAGAAAAAAGCGCAAGGCCGAGACUCAACCGAGGCAUCGUGGUUUGGAUUCUUGGCUGAGGGAGAGACAGAGAGAAAGGCGUCGCUCACCUUUGCAGGUUUUCAAACGCAUUGUGUACCUGGUCACUUAGCUCCAAAAUCCAAAAUCCAGUAUAAGUUCUCUAAAUUAAGAUGCCUUUCAAAAUAACACUAGAAUUAACUGAGAUGCAAAAUAUGAAGGUUCCUGAAGAUGACAACAUUAGCAAUGAUUCUAAUGAUUUUACAGAAGUAGAAAAUGGACAAAUGAAUAGCAAGUUCAUUGCAGACCGUGAGAGCAGAAGAAGCCUAACCAACAGCCAUUUGGAAAAGAAGAAGUGUGAUGAAUACAGUCCAGGCACAACAUCUUUGGGAAUGUCUGUCUUCAACCUUAGUAAUGCUAUCAUGGGUAGUGGAAUAUUGGGUCUUGCCUUUGCUUUGGCCAACACAGGAAUUGUACUCUUUACGUUGCUUUUGAUUUCAGUGACACUGCUCUCCAUUUAUUCAAUAAAUCUCUUGUUAGCAUGUGCAAAGGAAACAGGCUGCAUGGUUUAUGAAAAACUCGGAGAACAAGUUUUUGGCACUCCAGGAAAGAUGAUUGUUUUUGGAUCUACAUCUCUUCAGAACACUGGAGCUAUAUUGAGUUACCUCUUUAUAGUUAAAAAUGAGUUACCUGCUGCCAUAAAGUUCCUUAUGGGAAAAGAUAACACUUUUGUAGCCUGGUAUUUGGAUGAGCGAGUUCUGGUUGUAGCUGUCACCUUUUUAAUAAUUCUUCCUCUAUGCCUUCUGAAAAAUUUGGGCUAUCUUGGCUAUACUAGUGGAUUUUCCCUGACAUGUAUGGUAUUUUUUCUCAUAGUGGUCAUAUACAAGAAAUUUCAGUUUUCUUGUCCUUUUCUGGACAGAAAUGCAACAGAUGCUAUUUCUUCCAAUUUUAGCUUUGGCACAGAGGCAUGCAGACCAAAAUAUGUUACAUUUAAUUCUAAGAGUGUGUAUGCUUUGCCUACUCUUGCAUUUGCAUUUGUGUGCCAUCCAUCAGUCCUUCCAAUCUACAGUGAACUUAAAGAUCAUUCCCAAAAAAGAAUGCAGAUGGUUACAAAAAUCUCUUUCUUUGCCAUGUUUGUCAUGUACUUUUUAACUGCUAUUUUUGGCUACUUGACAUUUUAUGAAUCUGUACAGUCAGAUUUGCUUCACAAAUAUCAGAAUAAAGAUGACAUCCUUGUCUUAACCGUUCGUGUUGCCGUCAUUGUUGCAGUCAUACUUACAGUCCCUGUGUUAUUUUUCACUGUUCGUUCAUCUAUAUUUGAGCUUGCUGGAAAAACCAAAUUUCAUUUAUGCCAACACAUUGUGAUUACAUUGAUCCUUUUGAUGAUCAUUAACCUGCUGGUUAUUUUUAUACCUUCCAUGAAGGAUAUUUUUGGAGUUGUAGGAACAACAUCUGCCAAUAUGUUGAUUUUUAUUCUUCCAUCUUCACUCUAUUUGAAAAUCACAGAUCAAGAUAGUUCAAAACUGAUUCAGAGAAUUUGGGCAUCCCUCUUUUUGGCAUUAGGAAUUUUAUUUUCCAUGGUGAGCAUUCCUCUUGUCAUCUAUGAUUGGAUGCAUUGAAGACAUGCCACUGAAGGUUAGUGAGAUACCAAGAUGAACACAUUAUCUCUUUGCUGUUCACAAAAGUCACCACUCACCUAUUUUGGAAGUGUGUCCCACUCAUCAGAAAUUUCGUCUAUUAAACAAACAAGAAUUAAUCAUCACUGCAUAUUUUCCACAGGA
Messenger RNA from Pseudonaja textilis, 2011 nucleotides. The record is from RefSeq and is a predicted model, not a curated record. Lineage: Eukaryota; Metazoa; Chordata; Lepidosauria; Squamata; Elapidae.